This is a messenger RNA of Emericellopsis atlantica, 636 nucleotides long. RefSeq lists its product as uncharacterized. The record is from RefSeq and is a predicted model, not a curated record. The coding region runs from base 61 to 636 and encodes 191 amino acids. Lineage: Eukaryota; Fungi; Ascomycota; Sordariomycetes; Hypocreales; Bionectriaceae. The transcript is spliced from 2 exons.
CAACUUCUUACUUCCACUCACUCUUCCAAUUUUCCAGAGGCAGCGUCGUCCAAGACCAAAAUGGCGCGUCAACGGAAAGAGCCCAAGGCGAAAGACGUUCCUCUUUCUCAGCCGGACCGUUCUGGUCCCAAGGGGCCAACCCUGCUCGACAUUGCCCAGGAGAAGAAUCUCUUUGCUCAAGCCACGGCUCGUGAACGUGCGCUCAAGGCGGAGAAGCGGGCGAGCGGCGAGGAUAUCGACGGUCAGACGCUGAGUCCGCAAGCAGAGAGGGUGUUGGAAACGCUACUGUGGACCUUGACGCUGGCUCUGCUUCACUUGACCUUUGACGUGCUUGUGCAGCAUCAGUAUGGAACCGAGGUCGAGUGGAGCAGUGCGAAUGAGCGAUUGCUGCCCGGCUUGCCCAUGAGAUACCAGCAACAUCUCCGCCAAGUCAUUUUCACCAUAGCGAGUGUUGCGGCCGGCUGCUACUUGAUCCAUAUCAGCAACGAGUUUGGCUAUCUGGCGGUCAUGAAGCAAGCACCGCCAUUGGGAUGCAUCUGGGUGUGGUCUGUCAUUGAGCUCGACCUGCCUUGGGCCGUGCUCAGUCUCGCGGUAGCGGGAGGCUAUCUGUGGUAUGGAGGGUACAGCGUUUAUUGA